Messenger RNA from Theileria annulata, 1848 nucleotides. RefSeq lists its product as uncharacterized. The record is from RefSeq and is a predicted model, not a curated record. The transcript has a single exon. The coding region runs from base 1 to 1848 and encodes 615 amino acids. Lineage: Eukaryota; Apicomplexa; Aconoidasida; Piroplasmida; Theileriidae.
AUGGCCUAUAUGUAUCCAAUAAAUAAGAUUCAAAUUGUGUCUUGUAUAUUAUUAUUCUAUAGCUGUAUGUGUAAUGAUCAAAUUUUGGAAUUAACCAAUAGAAAUAAUCCAAAUGUAGUAAUUGGUCAUGGGUCUGAUCAUAUUGGUAAUUAUACAGCUUUUGUACCAUGGGGUCAUGCAAAUGUACAUACAGUUACACAUAAUGGUAUAAAGAUUUGGAAAGAUGAUGGGUCGACACCAUUAUUAUUUGUAAGAUUUUAUGAAUUAGAAUGCCCAAGAAUAGUAAUACAUUGUGGUAAAAAAGGAUCUGAAGUUUAUGUACAUUUUGAAUUACGUUCAGGUUGUUGGAAAUACUUAGAACAACCUACUUUAGGUGAUGACAUUGUCCAAUUACAUGGGGACACUGGUGCUACUGUGGAUACAGUUGUUACUAGUGGUAUUAGUACUACUAGUACUACUGGAACCACAAAAGAUAUAGAUAUGGAUGAAAUACAUAUUGAAAGAUUAGUAAUUGGUUCAGAUACUGAUGAAUCAGAUGAUGAAAUUUAUGAAGACAUGUCUGGUGUGGGAAAUAAGGAAACACUACAAACAACAUUAGAAACAACAGGUGAGUCAACUCAACAUGAUUUUAGUCAACAUGAUCAUUCUCAAGCUGAUCCCGCACAAGAGGAUAGUACCCAAGAGGAUCAUACACAACAGGAUCCAUUGUAUAAAAAUACGGAGUUUCAAGGUGUUUUAUUAGAAAAUCCAACGUAUGAGGGUCCAUCAUAUGAGAAUAUACCACUGGAUACAGAGGAAGGAGAAUAUCAAGAGUUAGAAUAUAAAUAUACGUCAGUGUAUGAACAAUUAAGAAAUAGAACUGAGAAUCAUGGACAAAGACCUGAAAGUAACUACUACGAUACUAUUUCUGAACAUGAUUACGAGCGAGUGAUUGGUUCAGAUUCUGAGAAACAGGAUGAAAAUUCUGAUCAUGAGUCCAAAACAGAAGAUCCAAUUGAAUUUAUGACAACAGAUGAUGAACUUGAAGAUGGUACGUCUGGAUAUGAACGUACUCUAGGUGGACUAGCUGGUAGUGGUACAUCAGGUGAUGAUCAAGGAAAUACAUCUGAUGGUAGACCAACUUUACCACCUAGAAAUAGACCUAGAACAGAUUUAAGAGAAGGUGAACUGACAGCUGAAAUGCUUACUCAAUUGGAGGAUGAUGUUUUUGGUGAUUCUAAUACUUCAAGAUCUUCUUCAAGGGAAGCAGUUUCUGGAAGUUCUAGGAGUAGAAGUUUAUUAACCAGUUCAACUACUUCCGGUUCCGUUAGUUCUACUAGAUCUAGAACCAAUUCACUUAGACAAAGUUUUAAGAAAUAUGUAUACAGACCUCUGAGUAAAAUUAAAAGUAGAUUAACAUCAGAAAGUUCAGAUUAUGAUGAUCACAUUCCAUCUCCUACAACUCCUGAGGAUCCUAUCUAUCAUACAACUCUUCCUGGAACUCAUGAAGGAGAUGAAACUCAUGAUACAGAUAUGACUCAUGAAAGUAGUGGUUAUGAUACAACUGGUUAUGAAGGAAGUACUAAUGAGAAUAAACGUGAUUAUGAAAAUGUUGAUGAAACUGGAGGAACAGAAACUGGUAGAAGAAAGAAAUUAAAGACUCAUCAUAAAAAAGAUUCAGGAAAAGGUGGCAAAGGAUCAAGAAUUUCAUUAAAAAUGUUCAAAAAAUCUAUACGGAAACAUAAAAAGAAACAUAAAAAGUCAAAAGAUAAGAAGAAAAAGGAGAAAGAACCUGAAGAUGGACCUGAAGUUAUUCAAGUGGAAUUAGGAUCAGAUGAUGAUGAUGAAAACCCUUUAUUAGGGGAUUAA